Messenger RNA from Rhinolophus ferrumequinum (greater horseshoe bat), 3091 nucleotides. RefSeq names its product polycystin 2 like 2, transient receptor potential cation channel (gene PKD2L2). Gene Ontology annotation, cellular component: membrane. Gene Ontology annotation, biological process: detection of mechanical stimulus. NCBI's taxonomy places the organism in Eukaryota, Metazoa, Chordata, Mammalia, Chiroptera, Rhinolophidae. The transcript has 14 exons. Gene Ontology annotation, molecular function: calcium channel activity; calcium ion binding. The record is from RefSeq and is a predicted model, not a curated record. Bases 37 to 1917 code for a protein of 626 amino acids.
UGGGGCGCUCGAACGGGCGUCUCUUCCAGGUCCGCAAUGGCUGAGGCGUCCCGUUGGCACCAAGGCGGGACUCCAAAACAUGAGCAGCAUUUCAGAAAGGAAGGAGAAAUUAGAACCACACUUCAGGAGUUAUUACUCUACUGUAUUUUUUUAAUAAACCUAUGCAUAUUGACUUUUGGGAUGGUAAACCCACAUAUGUAUUACUUAAACAAAGUUAUGUCAUCUCUGUUUUUGGACACUUCUGUGCCUGGUGAUGAAAGAACCAACUUUAAGUCUAUUCACAGCGUAACUGAUUUUUGGAAGUUUAUGGAAGGACCCCUUUUGGAAGGUCUAUACUGGGACUCAUGGUACAAUAACCAGAAGUUGUAUAAUUUAAAGAACAGCAGUCGCAUCUACUAUGAGAACAUACUUUUAGGAGUCCCCAGAGUCCGUCAGCUAAAAGUCCGCAACAACACAUGCAAGGUCUAUUCAUCCUUUCAGUCUUUGAUGAGUGAAUGUUACGCCAAAUACACUUCUGAAAAUGAAGACAUGUCUGAUUUUGGCCUUAAACUUAAUACUGAAUGGAAGUUCUCUGCUCCCAGUAUCAGUGGCCCUGGGCACUGGGGAUUUGCUGGUGUUUACCAAAAUGGGGGAUAUAUUUUCACUUUAUCAAAAUCAAAAUCUGAAACCCAAAGCAAGUUCGUUAACCUUCGACUGAAUAGCUGGAUUACAAGAGGGACUCGAGUUAUAUUUAUUGACUUUUCGUUAUACAAUGCUAAUGUAAACCUGUUUUGCAUCAUCAGAUUGGUGGCAGAAUUCCCAGCAACUGGAGGAAUACUUACUUCAUGGCAGUUUUACACAGUGAAGCUCCUCAGAUACGUUACCUACUAUGAUUAUUUUAUUGCUUCCUGUGAAAUCACAUUUUGUAUUUUUCUUAUUGUCUUCACAAUACAAGAAGCCAAAAAUAUAAAAGAAUUUAAGUCUGCCUAUUUCAAAAGUAUUUGGAACUGGCUAGAAUUACUACUUUUAGUGUUGUGUUUUGUGGCCGUUUUCUUCAAUUUAUACAGUAAUAUACAAAAUUUUCUCUUACUUGGACAGCUGUUAAAAAAUACUGAAAAAUAUUCAGACUUCUAUUUUCUUGCCUAUUGGAACAUUUACUACAACAAUAUAAUUGCCAUUACCAUCUUUUUUGCAUGGAUAAAGAUAUUCAAAUUCAUAAGCUUUAACAAGACAAUGUCUCAGCUGUCAUCAACCUUGUCCCGCUGUAUCAAAGACAUAGUAGGAUUUGCCAUCAUGUUUUUUAUAAUAUUCUUUGCUUACGCGCAGUUAGGAUUUCUUCUUUUUGGAUCACAGGUUGAUGACUUUUCCACUUUUCAAAAUUCCAUAUUUUCACAAUUUCGAAUUGUUCUUGGGGAUUUUAAUUUUGCUGGUAUUCAGCAAGCCAAUCGUAUCUUGGGACCCAUUUACUUCAUCACCUUCAUCUUUUUCAUGUUCUUUGUCCUCCUGAACAUGUUCUUGGCAAUAAUUAAUAAUACCUAUUCUGAAGUGAAAGCUGAUUAUUCACUAGGCAGAAGACCAGAUUUUGAACUUGGUAAAAUGAUUAAAAAGAGUUACAAGGAUGUUCUUGAAAGACUCAAACUAAAGAAACCUCAAACAGAUGAAAACAGCAAAAAUAUGAAAAGUGGAGAUUUGGCUGAACGAGCCAGAAGAGAAGGCUUUGACGAGAAUGAGAUUCAAAGUGCAGAGCAGAUGAAAAAAUGGAAAGAGAGACUUGAGAAAAAGUAUUAUUCUACAGAAACUCAAGAUGACUACCAACCCGUCACUCAGCAAGAAUUUCGAGACCUCUUUUUAUACACCGUGGAGCUGGAGAAAGAAUUACACUACAUCAGUUUAAAACUAAACCGAGUGAUGAGAAAGGUUUCCGCUCUACCCUACUAAGUCGAGUGGAGGUGAGAAUCUGAUGCAAUCAUUGAACAUGCUAACGAAGAUUUAUCCCUGUAUUGAGUUAUUUCCUAAACGUGUCCCCAUUUCAGGUACACUUUGAAAAGCACUAAACCACCUAUCAUCAAACUAUCGUCAGGGUCAAUAAUCAUCAUCAAAUGACUUCCAGGAACGACGUGCCCCUGACUGGGACUCACUGUAUAAUCCACGCCUGUAUAAUCCAUUAGAACAUGCCUCCAGAGUAUAUGCACCGAUUCACAUAGAGAACUUUAUAAUUAUUAUUAAAUCCUAGGACUAUGAAAGUACAAAAUAAUGCUGUUCAUGGGACAGUAAGUAGGUAAAAACAGUUUUCUCGGUGUUCCACAAAGUGUAAGAAGUGUUGGCGUUCUCAUCAUGUACCAUGUUCCAACUUCUCAGACCAUAGAUAAAUGCUUAGGAGUCUGUAAAACUAUCAUAUAAUACCCCAAGUAAAAUAAUCUCACCUCCAUUCUUCGCAAUAUAAGUCUCCUAUAAAGCUAAAGUGUAAAAGAACAAACUACCCAACCACCUACAGAAACUUUAUUAAUAUCUGCACACUGGAAAUUCAUCUAGACAGUUUCUAACGUAACGCAUCUAAAGUUUCGCAAAAGUGCUUCCUCGACCACUUUAAAAGCAAAAUACAUUUUAAAAAAUAAAGAGCAAGGUAGGAGUAUCCGGGUUACAAAAAGUCAAGUUGUAUUUGAAAAGUGUAAAUGAGUGUGCUGCAAAAACCAUUUGGAUGGUUGGAAAACUUCUAUAUGACUGGCAUUUUGGAAAUUGGAAGUAAACGCUUCUAAUUUCUUUAGGUUACAUAAACCCUCCCAGAAGAACUAUGUUCUUAGCCCAAGCAAUAGCAUUUGACCAUAGUACUCAACUUCCACAGGGGCGCUCAAUAUGGCCCCUGGAUUUUAAAACUGGAAUAAAGGAAUUUUUAAACCUACCCACCUUCCUCGGACUAAGCUCUUCUCUUAGAGAUUGUACAUCGUUUUCUUAAUAGGAUAAUUCACUGCAACAAGAACUGCUAACUAUUCUCUCUGCAUCUUCUCCCUCCAUUUCCACAAGGCAAUCAACAACAUGAUCUUUCCCUGUCUUUCCACUCCCCAGAGAUGCAGUCAGCGAGGUGGUUACUAACCCUGCUGUCCCCCCAUAUGGU